AUGUCUCCAAGGCUAUCUUACAAAGCAUUCGAGGUGCAGGUCGUUUAUCGAGAGUGUGACCACGUUUUGAGAGAAAAUCAGGUAAUCCCAAUUGAAGUGCCCGCCACCGAAAUACCCAAGGAACAGAAACGCAAUUCUAGUUCCUCUUCUCGAUCAUCUCGUCGCAGCAGCUGGAAAUCUCUCCUCUGCAGCGGCGGGGAACAAGCUGAGAGUGAAUCUGAUAGUGAUGCAGAUCUCGAUUUUCAAUGCGCAGGACCUAAGUUGGUUAACAACGUCGAAGGAUUGUGCCCAAAAUGCACAGACCGGCAAAGUCUUUUGAUCUCCCAGCAACAAGCACGAGACACAGAGAUUAUCCGCGCUUAUGUCGCCCAAGAACAAGACGAGGAGCGUGGACGACAACGUCGAGCGUACCGACAUGUGGAAGAUACACACACUAACUUCAGAUGUGAAAAGUGCAUUAGGGAGAACCGCAAUUCCGCCGACAGAUUAGGAAACGGAGGAUUCUGCUGUGAGUUUGGACGAUCUGUCUGGAAUAAAAAGUGUGAAGCUGAGCGAUUCUCAAACACCACCGCGGAAUUGAAGCGCAUGACAAUAGGCACAGUAGAAGCACGACGCGCCGCCAGACAAGCAGCAGCUUCCUAUGGAUGGAAAUCUCAUGCCGAUGAGUUCAACACAAUUGAACGAGAAGUCGUUUCACAGUUCUUGGGAAUCACGGGAAGCGAGCCUGGAUCCUUGCCCGGUCCAGCAGUUCCAAGAUACGAGGAUGCCCACAUUGAUAUUGAGCGAUGGAAUUCCCAAAUACAAACCAGCCGUGGUACUGCACCAGCACCAAACAAGCCACUUCCCCUGCUCCCAUUGAAGAGAAAGCCUCGAGCUGAGCAGGUGAGACCACAGCCGUCCACUGGACGACACGAAUUUCGCAACGAAGUCCCUCCGCUCAGAACCAGAGAUUCGGAUGUCUCAGCAAUGACAAGCCCACUGGACUUGGAUGAUGUGUCGUCAGUGUCAUCCAUGAGCACUCUUUGGACAUCCAACUCACAGAGACCAAAGACGAGAGAGGGAGAACACAAUGUGAGAAGACAGAUGUCCGACCUUGAAUACCAACUUGACAGCGCGUUGGAGAGCUGGCAACAGCUACAACCAGAACAGAGAGGCAGAAGAAGCAGGAGAUGA
Messenger RNA from Sclerotinia sclerotiorum 1980 UF-70, 1173 nucleotides. RefSeq lists its product with no specific name. The transcript has a single exon. The record is from RefSeq and is a predicted model, not a curated record. Lineage: Eukaryota; Fungi; Ascomycota; Leotiomycetes; Helotiales; Sclerotiniaceae. The coding region runs from base 1 to 1173 and encodes 390 amino acids.